This is a messenger RNA of Paralichthys olivaceus (Japanese flounder), 3279 nucleotides long. It is a transcript of the gene sh3rf2, whose product is annotated as SH3 domain containing ring finger 2. Gene Ontology annotation, biological process: protein ubiquitination; positive regulation of JNK cascade; positive regulation of proteasomal ubiquitin-dependent protein catabolic process. Lineage: Eukaryota; Metazoa; Chordata; Actinopteri; Pleuronectiformes; Paralichthyidae. The record is from RefSeq and is a predicted model, not a curated record. Gene Ontology annotation, molecular function: ubiquitin protein ligase activity; protein binding.
ACACACUCACAGCUGAUUAAGGGUUAAAGACUGUGGGACAGUGAAAUCUGAUACAGUUCCUAAUGACUGACUUCGCUUGUGGCUCAGACACGCGGAGUUCUACCUGUUUUUCUAAAGCUUGAUUUCCACUGGUCGGUUUCAUGUCGUCACUGAUAUGUGGACGGUGCAGCUGAGAGGUGUCACGGGAGGAAAAAACAAACGCCAGUCGUGCGUCGUCCCGUCCGCUGCCCAGGACGCUGCGUCAUGGCGACAGAGGCGAAGACUUGAGUCGUUUCCUAACCGGAAUUAGUGUGGACUGAGUGGAGCUGACAGCAGAUACACGUUAUGGUGGAUGACAGUGUCUCAUAUGAACCAGCAGAGGCCCUAGUCUCUAACAGAGGUGGCCCCGUAUAAAAUGGAGGAGCUGGCUCUGAUGACACUGCUGGAGUGCCCUCUGUGUUUGGAGCAGCUGGAUGUGUCAGCCAAGGUCCUGCCCUGCCAGCACACGUUCUGUGCCUCCUGCCUGCAGAGGUACGAGGUGGCCCACUCCCAGCUGCUCUGCCCAGAGUGCUGUGCCCCUGCCCCGGCCAGGACGGUGGACGAGCUCCCUGCGAACCUCCUGCUCGUGAGGCUCCUGGAGGGGCUCCAGGGUUCCACGGGGCCCACGAGCAGACAGACUGGCCGCUACGCAGUGCCUGUAUUCAGGGGCAGCUCGGCAGUGAGGGAGGGUCAGCAGCAGCAGGAAGGUCAACACAGAGAGAUGCAAGGCCACAGUGAGCUUGCUGUCAGAUCUUCCACAAGAAACCAACGUGACGAUGGAGCAGGAAAGCCGGCCCUCGCGCCUGGCAACGGUAUCACCCAGAAACACAAAGCGGAUGAAAAGUGGCACCAAGGGAACGCUGGAGACGGCAGCGGUUGGUCUGUGACUGCCAGUGCACAGCAGGCCGUCCCCCAGGUGCCUCAGCUGCAGCCCCUCCAGCAGCACCCCCAGCCGCUCUUUCUCUGCAGGGCGCUGUACAACUUUAAUCCAGAAGAAAUGAAUCUGGAGGACAGUAAAUAUUGUCUCAGCUUCCUCAAGGGCGACAUCCUUACCGUCAUCAGGCGGCUGGAUGAGCACUGGAUUGAAGCCAAGCUCGGGGACAAAGUUGGAAUUUGCCCUCAGCAGUUUACAGAGCCAAUCUUUGUGGCUGGCAAACAGCUAGAGGGAAAGAGUCGGCGGGCGAGUGACUCAGCAGAUUCUCACUAUCGUUCUGGUAAAGGGGGCAAGGCCACGGACGCAGCCAACAGGACCGGCCAUUACGGAGUCGCUCAAGUUCCAGCUAAGACGCCCAUCAUCAAUGGUUUGCCCUUCUCCAGCCACCGGAAACAGCCCGCGGCUGGCAGAAGCCACUUAUACGUGACGACCAAAGGAGAGACCACCAACAUCAGCACCAUCAACGGCUUCAACCGCCAGGGUCAGCCACUCCAGCUCUCUGUGCCCUCUGCUGCCCGGGGCCACUCUCACCCCUCCAGAGUGAACUCUCAUCGAAUUAGACGCCACUCUGACCCCACGCACAGACACCUGUCACACAGUAAGAAGAUGAGCAAUGAGACUCCACCCACCAUCUCUAUGGCUCUGCUAAACCCGCAGAUGUCCUCGGCCUCUGCAGAAAGUAAAAACUCCUCCACGCAGCAGCUUUCCAUCAGUGUGUGUGCUGUCCUUUACUCCUACAAACCACGACGGCCAGAGGAGCUGGAGCUGAGGAAAGGAGAGAUGGUGGGGGUGUACGGAAAGUUCAAAGAGGGCUGGCUGCGAGGGUUAUCACUCAGGACGGGCAAAGUGGGUAUUUUGCCGAGCAACUACAUCUCGCCUGUGCUUAGAACGUCAGCCAGACUCCUGGAGACCAAAGCAGCUACUGCGUCCUCACAGUACAACACUGUAGGUGGUAGGAAACCGACUGCUGCCAAGAAUCCUGCUGUGGUCCUUGCUCUUGAUAGGGUGAACACUGAUGGAGCAACAGGACAGGUUCCAUCUGUGCCAAAUGGAGCACAGCAUGCAACGUCAUCCACAGGCACUGGAAAACCGUCCUUCUAUGGUCGCUCCCAAGGUUGGGACGCUGUAAGGCGAAUCUUUAACCCUCAUAGAGGAUCAAACCACUUCUCCCAAAUGUCCACUUUGAAUGUCCUGUCCAACUCACAGCACUUUGCACAAGUUCAAGCGUCUGGCUACUCACCUGCCAUGCAGAGGAAGAAAAACAGCAGCAUCCUGUCCAGCUCUGUAAGACCCAUGGGCUGGAUGACUGAGCCGGCAGCGUCCUCUGCUGGUGCAGUCCUGAAGGACAGGGACUUCAUGACUUCACAUGAAGCAACAGCUCAGCAUGAUAGACAGCCCACCAGUGGGCCUCACUCAAUUUUAGUCAGACAUGACUCCCACAAGAACAAUAUAGAGAAGCCUGCAAAGUCAGUGCGCUUCAUCACAGAUGAAGAUGCCCCUGCUCCGAGGCUUCGAACCUCCUCCUGGUCCUCAGGAAGCCAGGUCCCCACCAACUCCCGGUCGGGCCCCCCUCCAUUAGAAGUUUGGGCCCCAUCGCUCACCCUUGGAAGAGACGGACCAGGGAUCAUCCUCAAGGAAGGAAAAGCUCCUGUUCUCCGGAAGGGCCUUGAAACAGCCAUGUCAGACCUGAAUUCUAAUCCACAAAAACCCACAUCACAGUCGGCUCAGUUUAGCCCCAGCAGACACAGAGUAACCACAACGCAUUUGGCCCAGACAGAGUCUGAAGUCAGUCUGUUUCAAGGAGAGCUCGUCCUUGUCCACAGAGCUCGACCAGAUGGACGGAUUCUGGUUACUCAGGAGAGCAAUGGGCAGACGGGACUAUUCCACAGCAGUGUUCUUCAAGCCCUGGAGAGGCUCAGCUGACUGUGUAGUACGACUGUUGUAGGAAAUAUUUCUAUAUUCCAUGUGUUCAAGCUGCCAAAUAACUUGAGUGACCUGCUGAACAAAGAGAUUCGAGCUGAGGUUAAAAGGUUAAGGCUGCUAAAUGACAAUCCCAUGAAGGAGUCGUUUGUUUUAAGUACAUAUGAGAGUGUAUGGUUAAAUUCUCCAGAGGUAUAUUUUGUGUCCUUCAGCGUGUGUGCAUGUUUGUGACACAUGUACUAUAGUUUUGCACAAAAACCCAUCUAAUGACUGUUCCUUGUUUGAUACCCAUGUUACAUGCAUUGGUGAGUGCCUUUGUCUAAACCCACACAGUAGACAAUCUAUAUUUAAAAAUAUUUAGAGAUAUGAUGUAAAAUAUCUGUAAUGCUUAUGUUAGAAUAAACUCC